UGGCGAUCCAAAAUAUGGCCAACCCUUGAACGAAACCUUAGGCAAGUCUCUACAGCGUGGUACCAUCUUAAGUCUGGGACGAAUCGUUUUUUGGAGGUGUAUAAAGCGCUGAAGUUCGCUUGGAGGGUGUUAUCUUCCGUAGAGUCGAGCUCGUCUGCUCCGCAUCUUGCUGCAAGGGAGAGAGAGAAAGGGCUGCCUGGAGAGCCAGCUGAGGCACAGCGGAUCCAGCCUUCAUCGGUUCACUGCCCUGCCGCAAUGAGGGGAGGAAAUUGUGGGAAGAACGCCAAACAAGGCUGUUCGGUCGAAGGUCCUCGUAAGUCCACUGUUGAUGGCGUGUCCGAGAAGGCCGCGGACAAACGCAAUACAGAGAUGUUGGCCACAGGAUCAGAGACGCCAUCGAUGAUUUAUUUUCGAAGAGAAGUGGUGAACGCGCGUGGGAUAAAGGCGUGACUGAGGCAGAGGUCCGACACCUAGUUUCUAUGGCUGCCGGUUUGCCCGACCCCUUUGCCGGAUUCAAGAUAAACCCCACCCGACAGGGUGAUACGGGAUGUUUCAACCUUCCUGUCGCAUCAUCGUGGGGCAGCAGCGGGGGUUUGGGCGCCCGGGUGAAUCUGUUCCUCACAAUGAUACGCUGGAUCUUUUCAACGGCAUUACGGGAUUGGACUGGCCGGCUAGUUUCACACCGGCCCAACGGUGCUUACCGGUGGUUGCCGCCUACGGCGUGGGUGGUACCGACUUUUCGCCCACUCUGCACUCGUUGACGUCACAUUCGAUGUUCAACAGCUAUUUUAGCACGUUGCAGAACCCACAGGUGCACAACUUUGUCAAACCGCUUGGUAGCGUAUCUGUAAUGGGGGGCGAAGGUUGCGAUUUGCAGUGGGAUGAGGGCGAAUGCAUAAAGUUUAUUGGGUUAGCAUAUUUCGUAAAGAACAAGAGGCUGUUCGACCCCGCACUUCCGGGUCGGCAGGUAAACGAUCCGAAGCGGGAUGGGCACCCUGACGAGUUGGAGCCAUGGAUAGACCACCUUGUUCAGUGGACCCACGUUUCGCACUUCAAGAGAGCUCAGUGGCAAAAUCAAGCGCCCGAGUACGAUGUGAUCUCCAAGUUAAACGAAAGGUGUGGACGACGAGAUACUGGUUGUCAACUCAGAUGGACGAGAGGGAAUAUCCCAUACCUGUCCCAGAUUGGGAUGGAAAGGGGUAUAUCAAGGACAAGGUAGAUGGACGCGCCUUGAUACGCCUACGCCGUUCGCCGUGGGUCACUGUGAAACCGGGCCAGGGUAUCGCUGUUGUCAAGUGUAAGUGUUCUCCGAAUAAACCCGCCAAAGGAGCCAAAAAAUGUCAUCGUUGUGUCUGCACUAAGGUGGGGUUAGGUCUUUGCUCGCCAAUGUGCAA
Ectocarpus siliculosus is the source of this 1394-nucleotide messenger RNA. Lineage: Eukaryota; Phaeophyceae; Ectocarpales; Ectocarpaceae. The record is from the annotation of a GenBank genome assembly.